UUAUUACAUCACCAAGAUCAUGGUUGAGUCAUCACACACAAGGCUUAAAAUUUACUUCCUACUUUUCAUCCCUUUAAAUACUACCUCUUAACAAUACAAAGGGACUGAUCUAAACAAGUGAUCAUAGCUUCCUUACCCGACAAUUCUUCUUUCAACAAAACACAACCUUAUUAAUCAUUCAACAUGCAGACCUCAUUUCUUCACGAGCUAAUUGUUGGAACUCCAAUCAUGUAUGACCAGUUUCAAAAGUCAAAUAACAGAUACUUACUUGAUUCUGCCUCUCAUCAAUCUCAAUAUCCAUCCAAACAUCAAAGCAUAUGUAGAGCAAGUUGUAACCAGAAAAAGCGCAGCAGGAAGGGCGAUAGUAAUUCUGAAAUUUCAGGGACACUAAGGACAAACAUAACGGAAACUAUUAAAAGGAAGUUGAGCUUAGGGGCUCAAAUUCUUCAAAUGGGCGGAGUGGAGAAAGUGUUCAUGCAAUAUUUUAGUGUGAUUGAGGGGGAGAGGUUGUUGAAAGUUUGCCACUGUUAUCUGUCGACAACAUCUGGCCCUCUAGCUGGUCUCCUCUUCAUCUCCACUGAAAAGGUUGCCUUUUGCAGCGAGAGAUCAAUAAAAGUGUUUAAUCAGAAAGGACAAAUGUGUAGGAUACGCUAUAAGGUUUCUAUUCCAGUGAAGAAGAUAAAGAGUGUGAGGCGAAGUGAAAAUGUUGAGAAGCCAAGACAGAAGUACAUAAAUAUAGUUACAGUUGACAAUUUUGAUUUCUGGCUUAUGGGCAUAUCGAAAUAUCCUAAGACUUAUAAAUAUCUAGAACAGGCAACUUCUCAAGCGGUGAUAUACAGAAAGCAAUGAAAUGACAGCUGUAAUUGGAGAUAUGCUUCGAGGACAAAACAUCUCACUCAAGAUUGAGCAUUGAUAACUGAUGCACUUGGUUCAUUCAUAUCAACUCAUAUGCAAACUUGGCUAUCAACACAUUGUUGAUAAAGUUGUUGAUGCAAGAGACCAUUUGGUGCAUUCAUAUUAGGAAAAGGUACCCGUUGAUCCAUAGAGAGAGGUCUAUUUUGAGUACAAUUUUCCACUCUCAAGAACAUCAUACCUAUUUGCUUUCAAACAACACUUCAAUCCCUAAUUGUGUGUGAAGAUAUGUUUGAUUAAACAAAUAAUAAUGAAAUUAGUUUUUGUCAUCUGAUAUUGAAUAUCAUUGCAUAUUUUAACAGAAAUGUGCCCCAAAUUCAAGAAACGACUAACUUUUCUAAAA
Molecule: messenger RNA, 1255 nt
Organism: Lathyrus oleraceus (garden pea)
Lineage: Eukaryota; Viridiplantae; Streptophyta; Magnoliopsida; Fabales; Fabaceae
Product: GEM-like protein 7
Exons: 3
Coding region: 184-849 (221 amino acids)
Source: RefSeq, a predicted model, not a curated record